CAGUCUUUCGCAUUCUGUAGUCAGUGUUUCGUGUUGCCGUCAAAAGAAAUAAUUCAUCUCGGUGUGCUUGUGCUUGUAUUUACAUCUUGUGUAUUUACUCUUUAUUUACUAUUGUUAUUCCCGGCUAAAAAAUCGAACAAAGCCGCCCGAUGAAUUGUGAAUUGUGAUAAUCGCGAUAAUUGUGAAUCGUGAACCCUACGAAAUGUUGGAAUCAACCUAAAGAAUGGGCUUUUCGUGGAAAAUAGCGGCCCUUUUGACGGCCCUGGUGCUGAGGGCUGACUGUAAUCCCCCAGACGAGGCCAGUUCGGGCCUGGAAACAGCAGGUGCCUCUUGCCCCCCGGACCUGUUCCGGUGCACCCUAACGGGCAAAUGCAUACCCACCGGGUGGGUGUGCGACGGCGAAAAGGACUGCGGGACGCAUCCCGAGAUGGGCGAGGAUUUAACCGACGAGGACCCCCAGCGGUGCGCCGACGACGCCCACUGUCGUUGGAACGAGGCUCUCUGCGGGGACGGUUCCCGUUGCCUUCCCAUCCGGAGCUUCUGCGACGGCCGGAGAGACUGCGAGGCGGGCAGCGACGAAUGGGACUUUUGCGGGAACGCCACCCGGAAUAAUUGCGACAGUUUGAAGUGCUCGUACGGUUGCAAGCCCACGCCGAAGGGGCCCCGUUGCUACUGCCCGCCGGGUAAGAGACCGUCGGAUAAUCAAUGCGUCGAUGCAGAUGAGUGCGAAUUGGAGACAUCCUGUUCGCAGAUAUGCAAGAACACGCAGGGCUCCUUCCAGUGCUCGUGCGUGUCGGGAUACAAAGCCGAAGGCGCCGAAUGCUCGGCUAUUAAUUUUCCACCAUCGGAGCCCCCGUCGCUUCUAUUCUCCACACAAACGGAAAUCCGUCGGGUGACUCUCGAAGGUAGACCGUUCCCCGGGAAUUCCACGCUACACCUUUUGAAUAGCAACGCCUUGGAGUCCAUCCAUCGCAACCGCAGCGUUUGCUACGUGCACCACAAUCUCACCAGGGCGUCGCUCGUCUGCGCCGACGUGGACGAUUUGAACAGGCGUCGCGGCGUCCCCGUCGAAUCCUCCCUGUUGCAAGUGGACUCCGUGCAGCAAUUCGCGUCCGAUUGGAUAUCGGAGAACUGGUACUUCUUGGACGACCAGCGGGAGAUCAUACUCGCUUGUAACGCGAACUUGAUCUGGUGCACCGUCAUCGUGGAGUUCGAUUUGAGCAAACCCAGAUCGUUGGCUUUGGAUCCCACUGCCGGUUACAUGUUCUUUACGAAAUGGGGCCAUUCGGCGCCGAUGGUGGAGCGGGUGAAUCUGGACGGUACCGAUCGAAGGGCUAUCGUAGAUCAUACGAUCGUAUAUCCGUACGGGGUGGCCGUGGAUUUCCCCACCAAGCGGGUGUAUUGGGUGGAUACUUAUUUGGAUUACGUCGAAAGGGUGGAUUAUGACGGUGGAAACAGGAGGACCGUGCUCAGGGGGACUAAAGUACAAAAUUUAUACGGGAUUACUGUAUUUCAGGACAGCGUUUUCGUGUCUUCUUGGUACAACAACAGCGUGUUAGAACUGCACAAGUUCAAGCAUCUCGUAAAAACUGUCGUUAUGAACAUUACGAGACCUUUCAAUGUUCACGUGUUCCACAGGCAACGGCAACCCGACGUUGCUCAUCCUUGCAAGCCUCCCAACGGUUGCGAUCACCUUUGCAUACCUCUUUGGAGCGGUAACGUGGCGAUAAAAAAGUGCGCCUGCGCCACCGGUUACACUCUAAUCGACAAAUCCAAAUGCGCGAUGAAAAUCCCCGAUAAUUUCCUUCUGGUAUCGAAAAGCCGACCGUUUUCCAUCAGAGGCAUCGAUCCGGACACCGGUAACGAAACUAUCGUACCACUCCUCGACAUCGGUAGACCCAAAGGGUUAGAUUUCGACGCCAAGGGCAAAGGAUUCUUCUUCUCCGACGCUCAAACUCUCACCAUAAACUACGUACAUAUCGAAAACACGACAAACAGAAGGGUUCUAUUGAAAGACACCGUUUGUGAUGGUAUAGCGUUCGAUUGGAUAUCGAACAACUUGUACUGGACGAGCCUGGAUAAAGGCAGCAUUUCGGUUACUAAAUUAACCAAUACAACCGUAACUAGAACUCUAAUAGAAAGCAGCAAUUACAGUCCAACGAAUAUAGUGGUAGAUCCACAAAACGGCGUCAUGUACUGGGCGGAUUGGUCGAGUUUAUCGCCGGAAAACGGCCGCAUAGACACCGCCAACAUGGACGGAACGAACAAACGGUCGUUUUUGAGCGAACGCGUCCAUUGGCCCAGCGGAUUGGCUAUAGACCAUCGCUCUAAACGGCUCUAUUGGUCCGACAAGCAUCUGAAGAUCAUCCAGAGCGUCGACUUGGCCGGCGGCGAUCGACGCGUCGAGACGCCCGGCGGCGAUUUGGGCAAUCCCCACGGCCUCGCCAUCGGCAGGCAUUUGUAUUUUAUAGAAAUGAAUCGAGGCGCUAUCGUGGCGUUCGCCAAAUCGACGGGCUCUAGGAAGAUAUACGAGGCCAACAUGCCAUUGUACGAUGUCAAAUUGUACGAUGCCGACGCUCAAAAAGGCGAGAACGAUUGCGCAGUAUCGACUUGUCCGGAGUUGUGUCUACCCCUGCCCGAUCACCGAUCGAUAUGCGCCUGUCGCGACGGUUACACCUGGCGAAACGACGCCUGCGAAAAGGACGCCAACGUCACGACGCCCGCCUACUGCCCGUCGGACGCCUUCCAAUGCGUCCAAAAGAAGCACUGCAUACCGGACGCCUAUCUCUGCGACGGCGUCGACAAUUGCGGCGACGGUUCCGACGAGUCCGCCCUACCUGGAGGUCCCUGCGAGAACGUAUCCUGCGGCGAGAACCAGCUCAAGUGCGACAAGACGACGUGCAUAGCCAAACAUUGGGUGUGCGACGGCGAAAAGGACUGUUUGGACGGGGCCGACGAGGCGCCCGACACCUGUUCGCAGAUCUGCACGCAGGCGCAAUUCAAAUGCAAGAAAUCGAGACGUUGCAUACCGAUGGCUUGGCAUUGCGACAACGUGCACGAUUGUGGAUUCGACGAUCGCAGCGACGAAACCGAUUGCAAAACGGCGGCUUGCGAUGUGAACGAAUUCGCCUGCAAAAGCGGCCAGUGCAUCGCCUCUCAUUAUUACUGCGAUUCGGUACGCGAUUGCGACGACGGCUCCGACGAGGCGAAUUGCAUGCAAUGCGAUCCGGCCAACGAAGUGCCGUGCAAACCGCGUGAUGAAUGCUUACCGAGGACGGCGCGAUGCGAUGGGAAAACCGAUUGUCCCGAUGGUUCCGACGAAAAGGAUUGCGUAUCGAAGGUCGAGUGCGAGCUCGAUGAGUUUACUUGCUCGAAUUUCGAAUGCAUACCGAAGAUGUUCGUAUGCGAUUCCGAUUUCGACUGCGUGGACGGCUCCGACGAGAUGAAAUGCGAUCCAUCUAGAGUGAAAAACAACACGGCCGGAAUUAAAUAUACAACAUCGACGUGCGAUGCUCCGCACAAAUUGUGCGACAACAACACCAAAUGCAUCUCGCCGACGAAAUUGUGCGACAACAGACAAGACUGCGCCGACGGUUCGGACGAAAUCGAUCAAAUGUGUACAGAUCACAACAUGACCGAAUUCAAGUUGGCCUCGUCCUGCGAGUACCCGUCGAGGUUGUGCGACAACGGCACGAAAUGCAUCGGCGUCGAGAAAUUGUGCAACGAUCGAAACGAUUGCUCGGACGGCACCGACGAAGGGGCCCGAUGUUCGGACAUGCUCUGCGAACACAGUUUCGUCUGUUCGCACGAUUGUCGCAACGCCCCCGAAGGCCUCAUAUGCACCUGCCCAAAGAAUCUCCACCUACAAGCCGAUAAGGUCAAUUGCCUGGCGACCCAUCCGUGCGAGGCCUGGGGUACUUGCUCGCAACUGUGCGUACCGAGAGGUUCGCGCUUCAAGUGCACCUGCCAGGAGAACUACGUCCUGCAGGACGACGGGUUCACCUGCAAGAGCACCGACAACGGCAGGCCUUACGUGAUAUUCAGCAACAGGCACGAAUUGCGCGGCGUCGAUUUGCACACGUUCGGCCUCAAAUCGUUUAUAGCCAGCUUGAAGAAUACCAUCACAUUGGAUUUCUAUCAUUCCAACGACACCAACGUCAUCUUCUGGACGGACGUCAUCGACGAUAAGAUAUACAGGGGUACCGUCGUAGGUGGUUCCUUAGGUAACAUCGAAGUGGUGGUACAAACCGGUUUGUCUACAGCCGAAGGCCUAGCCGUCGAUUGGCUAGGGGAGAAUUUGUAUUGGGUGGAAAGUAAUUUGGAUCAAAUCGAAGUGGCCAAAUUGAACGGUAGCUUCAGAAGAACUUUGGUAGCCGGCGAUAUGGAGAGCCCCAGGGCUGUAGCCGUCGAUCCUAGAGACGGGUACCUGUUUUGGACCGAUUGGGAUAAUCAAUUGCCGCGCAUCGAGCGUUGCUCGCUGGCCGGACUCGAUCGCAAGAUCGUCGUGAAAGUGGACAACAACGGUUGGCCCAACGGCCUGACGUUAGAUUACACCAUCAGGCGCAUUUAUUGGAUCGACGCCCGUUCCGAUUCCAUUCACACAUCGAACUACGACGGGGGCGAUCGACGCGAGGUGAUGCGCAACCACGAGAUGCUCUCCCAUCCGUUCGCCAUCACCGUCUUCGAGAAUUUCGUCUAUUGGACGGAUUGGCGCACCAACAGCGUCGUCAGAGCGAACAAAUUCACCGGCGGUGAUGUUCGAGUGAUACAGCGGACGUUGUCGCAGCCGUUCGAUAUAAAAAUUUUGCAUCCGAGCAGACAGCCGAGGGACGAGCGGGGCAAUCCGUGCGGUUCGAACAACGGCGGUUGUUCGCAUUUGUGUUUGAUCCAUUCGAAUCGGACGUACAAGUGCGAUUGUCCGCACGUGAUGCGAUUGAGCGACGACGAUCGAACGUGCGUGGUCAACGAGAAGGUGUUUUUGAUCGCUAGAAAUAACGAGAUACGCGGUGUUGAUAUAUCAUCGCCUUAUUAUCACACGAUACCGACCAUAAGCAUGCCUCAAGUGUUGAGUCCCGUCCAAGUGGAGUAUUUGGCGAGGAAUAGCACGUUGUUUUGGGCCGAUUAUCACAUUAACGAGAUUAAACGGAGUAGUUUAACGCACGGACCGUCCGAAACGCUUUUAGACACCGGUUUGCAAAAUCCCACCGGAUUAGCGGUCGAUUGGAUAUCGGAAUUGCUGUUUAUAUCCUCCAAAGCCGGUAUAACGGUGACUAAUCUCAAAGGAGAAUACGUUUCAAACAUACUAAGCGACGUGAACGUUCUAUCGAUCGCCGUACACCCUUCGGAAGGUAAAUUGUACUGGAUAACACCCGAAGCAUUGGAGAUCAGCAACUCGGACGGUACCAACCGCACUAUCAUCUCCAAAAACGUAACGGUACACUCCAAAAGCCUCACCAUCGAUUACGCCUCGUCCACGUUGUACUGGAUAACCGAUUGGGACGUGUACGCGAGCGGUUUGAACGGCGGUUUACCGAGGAAAUUCGGUUUGAACAACGUCUCCGCCAUAGCCGUGUACGGCACCAGGUUGUACUACGCCGACGACGACGCCCAGACGGUGCGAAGCGUCGAUAAAUCGACCGGCGCCGACGAUUCCAUAUUGAGGAACGGUACCGGAGGCGUGCUGGCUUUGAGAAUAUACGAUCCCGACGAGCAGAAGGGUUCCCAUCCUUGCGGCGUCGCCAAAGGCGGUUGCCAGCACUUGUGUUUGCCCGUUUCGUCCUCCGAAUUUACUUGCAAAUGCGCCAUCGGUUACAACAAGGAUCCGAAGGACGCGUUCCGAUGCAUUGGAGAAGAGGAGUUUCUCUUCUAUUCGAUCAACUGGGAGCUACACGGUUUGUCUAUCGACGACAGGAACAGUACCACCGUGUUGGGACCCAUUUCGCGAGUGUCCAGCGCCACUACCAUCGAUUACCUAGCCGAUGAAGAUCUAUUAUUUUGGGCCGACAGCGACAGAGGUACCAUAACCCGAGUGAAACGCGACGGUACCGAUAGAAAGUACGUGCUCGAUCAGCCGGAGAUAUUGGAAAACGCCCCGUUGGAUUGGCUGACGGGCAUGGCGGUCGAUUGGAUAGCCAAAAACGUGUACUGGUGCGAUUCCAAGCGCGGUACCAUCGAAGUAGCCCGAUUGGACGGUACCAAACAGAACGUUUUGCUAUCGUACGAAAUCGGCAAACCGAAUUCUCUAGCCGUCGAUCCCGUUAAAGGUCUAUUAGCUUGGGCCGGUGGCGCUAAACUCGAAACUGCCGCUUUGGAUGGUUCUAACAGAAGAUUACUCAUCGACAAUGCUACAGCUAUAUCCGAUUUAGUUUUAGAUACUAAAAACGAACUGAUAUACUUCACCGAUAUACAAGCGAAUGUAAUCGAAAGGAUCGAUUAUAACGGUACGAAUCGAACCGUUGUAAUCAACCGAACGUUAGAAAACCCCAUCAGUGUGACUAUACUAGACGAUAAACUCUAUUGGCUGGAUACCACCUACGAAAAAGGCAGUAUAUCCGCGGUAAGCGUAUCGAAUACGUCGGAUUACAAAUUGUUGAUCAACAAUUUGGGCGAUUCCCUGCGCGAUAUCCACGUUUUUUCGAAGCGCAAACAGUACGGUACGAACCCAUGCGCAUCGAACAACGGCGGUUGCGAGCAAUUGUGCCUGUUCAACGGCACCCAUCCGGCGUGCGUCUGUUCGCACGGCCGUCUCGGCGCCGACGCCAAAUCGUGCGAACCGUUCGAGAGCUUCGUCAUGUAUUCGCGCGUGAUCAGCAUCGAUUCCAUACAAAUGGUCGGCGACAAGAACCUGCAGAACUCGCCGCACGCCGCCAUCAAGAAUUCCACCAUGCUGAAGAACGCCAUCGGUUUGUCGUUCAGCUACCGCCAUCGGCGGUUGUUCUAUUCGGACAUCCAAAAGGGCAGCAUAAACGCCGUGUACUUCAACGGUACCGAUCAUCGGGUGAUCGUCGAACGACAGGGUUCCGUGGAGGGUUUGGCGUACGAACAAAUCGGGAAUUCGUUGUAUUGGACGUGUAAUAACGACGCUACCGUGAAUAGGGUGAAUUUAACCGAUGGGAUGUCGAAUUCUUCGGCUGUCGAGACGAUAGUGCGAAUGCGCGCGCAAGACAAACCGCGCGGUAUAGCUGUAGACAGUUGCGGUAGUAGAGUAUACUGGUCGAAUUGGAACCCACAACAACCUACGAUAGAACGAGCUUUUCUCACCGGUUACGGCAGAGAGAGCAUCAUCAAAACCGACAUACGCAUGCCCAACGCCAUCACGUUGGACCACAAGGCGCAGAAAUUGUACUGGGGCGACGCCCGAUUGGACAAAAUCGAACGGUGCGAAUACGACGGCACCAAUCGAGUGGUACUAGCCAAAGUCACGCCCCAACACCCAUUCGCUUUAGCCGUUUACGGCGAUUUCAUCUACUGGACCGAUUGGAUGCUGCACGCCGUCAUCAGAGCGGACAAAUUCACCGGCCAGUACAUCGUACUGUUGCGUCGCGACGUCGCCCGUCCCAUGGGCGUCGUCGCCGUCGCCAACGACACCGAAGAUUGCUUCGCCAAUCCGUGUCUCGUCCAGAACGGUUUCUGCGAGGAACAAUGCGCCCUGUCGGCCGCCGGUCAGGUGGAGUGCUCCUGCGGCGAGGGCAGGACGUUGUCGGAGGGCGGCCGGUGUAGGGCCCGCGUCGUCGCCAAUUGCACCAACGACGGCGAUUCGUUUCGGUGCUCCGACGGCGGUUGCGUACCGUUCCAUUUGACCUGCGACGGUGUACCGCAUUGCGCCGAUAAAUCCGACGAGGAGCCGGGUUAUUGCGGGUACAGGACGUGCCCGUUGGGUUGGUUCCCGUGCAGGAAUAAAAUGUGCGUCGCUUUGAAUUCGACGUGUAACGGCGUCGACGAUUGCGGCGACGCCACCGACGAACAGGAUUGCUCCUGUCCCGAGGAGACUCACUUCAGAUGUAAGAACGGUGAAUGUUUGGACAUCGCCCAUCGCUGCGACAACGAGCCCGAUUGUCGCGACAAGAGCGACGAGAUCGGCUGCGAGAUGCCCGAUUGCGUCGAAAAACACGGCGCCGGUUUCGUCAAUUGCAAAUUCACCACGACGUGCAUCCACAAGGAUUGGUUCUGCGACGGCGACGACGAUUGUUGGGACAAUUCGGACGAGGAGAAUUGCACGACAACAGGCGUUCCGACGGCGUCCGUCGGUUGUCCCGACGGGAAGUUUCGGUGCUUGAACGGGGAUUGUAUCGAAGCGAGGGCGCGUUGCGACGGACGGGCGGAUUGCAAAGACGACGGCGUCGCGGGCGUCGCCUUCGACGAGCUCGAUUGCGAUCGAUGCGCUGCCGAUCGGUUCUAUUGCGAGGACGGUUCGAGUUGUUUGCCGAUGGGAUGGCGGUGUAAUGGAGUACCCGAUUGCGCCGAUCACAGCGAUGAAGAAAAUUGCGAGAUUCGCUGUCGCUCGGACCAAUUCCAAUGCUCUAACAAGGAGUGCGUGCCGAAAUCGUGGCAAUGCGACGGCAAUCCUGAUUGUUCGGAUCAAUCCGACGAGAGCCUGCAUUGUCAAACGACAGUCUGCGGUAAAUACGAAUUCCGCUGCAACACCACAGGCCGUUGCAUUCCUCUAUCGUGGGUCUGCGACGGCGAAGCCGAUUGCCAGGACAACGCCGACGAACACGUCCUACAAGGUUGCAAUUUCAUCAGCUGCAACACGAACCAAUUCCGAUGCGCCAACGGCCAAUGCAUCGGCGACAUUUACUAUUGCGACGGCGAUCGCGAUUGCAUCGACGGCUCCGACGAACCGGCGCGUUGCUACAAAACCGGCGACGUCGCGACGCCGACGACGACGUCUCCGGCUACGGCGCAGCCGCCUGACGAUGUUUACUGCAAAGGAGAGGGCUGGUUCCACUGCGACAACGGCGUGUGCAUCAACGAAACGUUGCUGUGCAACGGCGAGAACAAUUGCGGCGAUUUCUCCGACGAAUAUAAAUGCAGAAUCGACGAAUGCUCGGCGAAUCCGUCGCCGUGCGCGCAAAUAUGCAUCGACAAACCGGUGGGUUACGAAUGCAAAUGCAACGCAGGAUACACGAUCAGCAGGAAGGAUCCUCAUAGGUGCGAGGACGUCGACGAGUGCUCGGCGAAGAAGCCCUGCAGCCAGACGUGCACCAACACGUUGGGCUCCUAUCAUUGCGGUUGCGCUGCCAACUACACGCUGCGCUACGACAGGAUCUCCUGCAGGGCGGAUUCGCUCGUCAAAGUCUCGCUGAUCCUGGCCAAUCGGUACUACAUCAGAGAGUUGGAUUUGAACGGGCGCAGUACGCUGUUGGCGCACAAUUUAACGAACGCCGUCGCUUUGGAUUACGAUUGGCUGACGCAGUGCUUGUAUUGGUCGGACGUGACCCAAUUGGGAUCGUCGAUAAAGAGGUUGUGCGAUUACAAGGCGAACGGGACGCAGGCGGAGAUUUUGCAUUCGCCUUCGUUGCAGAAUCCUGACGGAUUGGCGGUGGAUUGGGUCGGCAGGAAUUUGUAUUGGUGCGAUAAGGGUUUGGAUACGAUAGAAGUGUCCAGUUUGGAUGGAAAGUACCGCAAAGUGUUGCAUUCGAAGGGUCUGGAAGAACCGAGGGCUAUAGCUUUGGAUCCUAUCAGGGGUUACUUGUAUUGGAGCGAUUGGGGUUCUCGAGUGCAUAUAGGAAAAGCUGGAAUGGACGGAUCGGAUCCCAAAGUGAUCAUCAAAUCGAACUUGGGCUGGCCGAACGCGUUGACCGUAUCGUACGAAACCCAAGAAUUGUUUUGGGCCGAUGCCAGAGAAGAUUACAUCGCUCUCUCAGAUUUGGACGGGAAUAAUAUCAGAAUAGUUGCCAGUAGAGAGCAGAAUCCCAAAUUACAAUUGCACCACGUGUUCGCCAUCGACGUGUGGGAGGACUACGUUUAUUGGACCGAUUGGGAAACAAAAACGGUCGAAAGGUGUAACAAAUACACGGGCGAGGAUUGCAAAUCGAUAUUAUCGACGCUACAUCGACCGAUGGACAUUCGAGUGGUCCAUCCGUUCAGACAACCCUCCGUCCCGAACAAUCCCUGUUUAAAGGCUAAUUGUUCCGCUUUGUGUCUGUUACAACCCACGCCGCCUUACUACACGUGCGCAUGUCCGGAGAAUUACAAUUUAAACGACGACAAGAGAUCGUGCGCCGCCAAUUGCACCACUGCACAUUUCGAAUGCAAGUCGAAUUUGAAGUGCAUACCGUUUUGGUGGAAAUGCGAUUCGCAAGACGAUUGCGGCGACGGAUCGGACGAACCGGCCGAUUGUCCGCCGUUCAAAUGCACGCCCGGUCAGUACCAGUGCAACAACGAACAUUGCAUACACCCCUCUGAUUUGUGCAACGGCAAAAACGAUUGCGGAGACAAUUCGGACGAGAACGAUUGCCGGCAUUACACCUGCCUCAAUACGCAAUUCAGGUGCGAAGGUAACGCGACGUUGCCGCCCCGCUGCGUCCCGUCGAAGCAACGUUGCAACAAACACGUCGACUGUCCGGGGGGCGAGGACGAGGCGAAUUGUCCGCCGGUCACGUGCCCGCCCAAUCAGUUCAAAUGCCACAACGACAAGUGCAUACCGGCCGUGUGGGUGUGCGACAAAGACAACGAUUGCACCGACAAUUCCGACGAGGAGCAGAACUGCGACGAGCGCACCUGCGGAUCGCAGCAUUUCAGAUGUAAUUCGGGAAGAUGCAUACCGCACUCGUGGCUGUGCGACGGCGAUCCGGACUGUUCCGAAGGCGAGGACGAACCCCCCACUUGCAGCCACCCCGACUAUCACACCUGCGAUCCCACCUACUUCCGAUGCGGCAACAACAAAUGCAUUCCGGGCCGAUGGCGAUGCGACUACGACAACGAUUGCGGCGACGGCACCGACGAGUCGGGCUGCGCCCCCAGGAAUUGCUCCGAAUCGGAGUUUCGAUGCGCCGACGGGCGGUGUUUGCGCGGCGACAUGAAAUGCGACGGGGUCUAUCAAUGCGAUGAUAAAUCGGACGAGAUCGAUUGUCACGUUCGAUGCAAAAACAACGAGUUCCGGUGCGCCAAUCCGGCCGUUUGCAUCUUCCUCACGUGGAAAUGCGACGGUGAAUCGGACUGUCCGGACGGUUCGGACGAGGCCAAUUGCUCGGACACCUGUCCGCACGACGGUUUCCGAUGCAGGAGCGGUCUCUGCGUUUACCAGCAGUGGCGCUGCGACGGCCAAAACGACUGCGACGACGGCUCCGACGAACAGAAUUGCUUCUCGAACGUUUGCCCGCCGGGACGGUUCCGGUGCAAGAACCACCGGUGCGUACCGACCAGCGCCCUCUGCGACGGCAAGAACCAAUGCGGCGAUAACAGCGACGAGGACAAGCACAUUUGCAGAAGGUACGGCCUGUGCCCGUCGAACCAAUUCGCCUGCAGGAGCGGCGGUCGCUGCGUGGAGGCGUCGCUGCGCUGCGACGGCGCCCAAGAUUGCGACGACGGCUCCGACGAGUCGGAUUGCUCGCGAUCGGCCUGCGCUUGGGACAGUUGCUCGCAGACGUGCGUCGAAGUGCGCAGGAACCGGACGGUGUGCAAAUGCCUGCCGGGUUACAGGCACGCCGCCGCCGGUCAUUGUCAGGCCGCCGGCGAUGCGGCCGAGCUCGUUUUGGCCGCCGAGGCGGAACUGAGGCUGAUGUCGCCCUACAAGAGCGGCGACGACGACGGCAAAUUGAGGAAAACUUUGGCGACGGCGCCGGGUUAUAAAGUAGACUCCGUCGAUAUACUGUCGAGCGGUAGACAGGCCGUAGCCUACUGGACCGAUCAUCAAUCGAAGCGAGUGCAAUCGAUCGUCAUUCACGUGGAUAAAGACGGUCGAUCUAACAGGGACGCCGACGUUCCCAAAACGAUAUUGUCCGAUUUGAGGGAUCCCAGAGGGAUCAGCGUCGAUUGGGUGGCUCGCAGGAUAUACCUAACCGACGGCGAUCGAUUAUUGGCCGCCACUUUAGACGGAAAUUACGUUUAUACUCUACUCAAAGGCGAUAUGCAACAACCCAGAGAUAUAGUCGUGGUGUCUGAUAAGGGGGUGUUGUUCUGGGUCGAUUGGGGCCCGAACGCUCGCAUCGAAACUGCCAACAUGGACGGCUACAAGCGUAGAAUACUCGUCAGUAAUGGUGUGUUAUGGCCGACUGGACUAGCCGUCGAUCAUGGUACCGAUCGUCUCUAUUGGGCCGAUCCCAAGACCUCUACAAUCGAAAGCGUCCUCUUCGACGGGUCCGAUCGAAGGCUCAUCAAGUACUUCGAAAACCCCGACGCGAGGCCGUACAAAAUCGACGUGUUCGAGGACAAUCUGUAUGUAGCGACGCACGACAAGCACGACAUACUGCGCAUGAACAAAUUCGGCAGAGGCAACGCCACCUAUUUAGUGCGCGGUCUCACCCGGAUCUCGGAUAUAUUGAUCUUGCAGGAGAACAAGCACGCCAAGAUGAACAACACCUGCUACGAUUAUUGCAACGACAGCGAGUUUUGUUUGUUGACGCCGAAGGGCGCCACUUGUACUUGCCCCGAUGGUUACGUCAAGGAUAAUUUGACUUGCAAAGCGGCCUCGUCGAGAGCCAACGAAUGCUACUUGAAUUGCCACACGGGCGCCUGUAAAAUUAUCCCGGGACAGGGUCCGAAGUGCGUCUGCCCGCCGCAGUACAAGGGCGUCAGAUGCGAGAUAUACAGGUGUUCGCAGUACUGCAAGAAUCACGGCAUGUGCUACGUGGAUUUGCUAUCGAGUUUAACAGUAGACUCGAAACCGCCUUUGAAGUGUAACUGUCCGCCCCAAUGGACGGGGCCCCGUUGCGAGACGCCUUUGGAUCUAUGCGAAGGAAGAUGUUUCAACGAAGGAACGUGCGUUACGUUGGAAACUGGAGCUCCACAUUGCUCCUGCAAACCAGGAUACACAGGAAAUCGGUGUCAAAAUUGCGAGAACCUUCAUUGCUUAAACGGGGGCGUUUGUUUAGCGCAAAACGGGAAAGAAAUUUGUUCUUGCCCGUCCGGUUACCGAGGCACCUCCUGCGAAUCGUCCUCCUGCGGUCCCUACGGCAAACCGGUAACCAACGGUACGAAGUGCGCCUGCUCGCCCGGUCGUUCGGGCGUCCAUUGCGAACGCGACGCCUGCGACGGCCAUUGUUUGAACGGCGGAACGUGCCGUCGCGGCGCCAAAUCGAUCGAUUGUCUCUGCGGCGAAUUGAACGCCGGCCGGCGCUGCGAAAUCGAUCUGUGCUCGGGCCGGUACCCGCCCGAGGGCUGCGCCGAUCGGUGUUCGUGUAAAAACGGCGGCGUUUGCGUGCGUCCCGACGACCAGUCCGACGACGUCGUUUGUCAAUGUCUCGAAAUGUACUACGGGUACACUUGCGAUAAAUAUCUGUUGAGUCCCAAUCCGUGCAUGAACCGGUGCUUGAACGGUGGAGUUUGCGUACUGCCCGAUCCGGAUCGACCGCCGAUUUGUCAUUGUACAAGAAGUUGGACGGGGGAGAAAUGCGAACGGUUGAAAUCCUGCGAGAAUUAUUGCUCGAACGAGGGCGUUUGUACCGUCGUCGACGAACAACCACGUUGUGUCUGCCCCGAAGGCUUUACUGGGAUCAGGUGCGAAUCGGCUAGCGUGAACGGGGAGGAAAGAAGCAGCAGGAGUGAAGUGGUGGUGCCGGUUCUUUCCGGCAUCGGAGUCGUGAUAAUCCUGCUGAUUAUCGGAUUUUUGGUGUUCGAAUACGCCUUUAAGAAGAGGACGGCGACUUUUUCGCACGAGCGAUUGCACGAGAACGAUUUCAGCAAUCCCAUUUACCAGGAGAGGGACGCCGAGCCGUUUACUUUGGAUUCUGAUAAAUCGGGCAAUUUCGCGAAUCCCGUCUACGAAUCGGUCUACAAUGGUUCCGGUAGCGUGAAAGAAGAGAAAGCGGUUCUAUUAGAGCACGAUGUAGAUGAAGCCGUGAGGCCUCAAACCGAGGAGAUUUGAGGCUCUCGUUUCGAAAGGUGAGGCGUCAAUUACGCUUCGUUUUGAUAGAUAUUAUUUAAAUAGGAUUAAAUUAAUUGCUGUGACUCGUGCCAUGUCGUUCAGGUGGUUAGUAAUUUGGUUAUUUUUUUUAUUAUUAUUUUUAUACCCUGUUAGUAACGAGAAAAUUGUAAUUGUUCGGGGUAUAUAAUGGAUAAGUAACAAAUCAUACGUCCUUGUAAAUAAUCGUGACUGAUGUUUAGAUAUUAUUAUUAUUAUUAUUUAGAUAUUUUAUACACUAAUAAUUGCGAAACUAUACCGGGUGUACUGUUGACUACUCUGACCUAUUUACAGUUAAAAUUGGGACGCCCUGUGUAGUUUUUUUUGUAUUUGCGUAUUACAAAUGGUUGUGUAUAUGUUGAUUAGUUUGGAAAUUCGAGAAUUAGGAUCAUUCUGUAUAUAAAAAUUGGAAUAUGAAUCGUAUUUUCAAACGGAAAUUUUUAGGGCAGCUAUUUAGGUGAUUUUCUAAACGAUUUGUUCAUUUAAUUGCUCAAACAAUAAUACUCAAAUUAUACCGAUUUUUUUUUAUUUUCUUUGUUCGUUUAAUGCUCAAAGAUUUUUUUACUUUUAUAAUGAAUGGUGCUGUUUCACUUAUUACUCGACUCAAAAAAAGAAAGGAAUAUUAUUAGUUUUAAAAUAAGUUUAGAGUGUAAUGUUUUAUAUUACCUGAUCUGUUUUCGUAUUUAUAUAAAUUGAAUAAAUGUAUGUAAAAAAAUUUUGAAAAGGUUAUAUUUAUUCCGAGUUUCCGGACCUGCAUAUGAAAGACCGCAAGUUUCCGUCACUUUUUUGUUCCGUGAAUCUGUCAUAGUUAGUCUAUGUCAAGUUCUGUCCUUUUGAUUCAAAAUUCCCGUCACGUUCAUCAAAUUUAUCCCGUAAAAACAACUCGUUCGAAAUAUAUUUCAAAAAUGCAAAAUUGCUGUUUCUGCUUACCCAAAAUCUUCAAUUUCCUGCCGCCGUUGCCCGACCUCCAGGAGUACCAGCACCCGCCGUUCCUCUUCACCUUGUGGUACCUGAUGCUCGGCAUCGAUAAAAUAGCGCAAGUCAUCGAUGAUUUAGUGAACGGCGAAGGCGGCGAUGAGGAAGAAUAGCGCGCUAAUUUUUUCAAACUGGUGAAAAUGUUUCUGCCAAUUAUUUGUAUGUCCGAUACGAAGAAUCGUCCGGAGAGUGAACUGAUUGAUCCGCCGCCAUUUUGAACGAGGAACCGCCAUCUUGAAUAAACCCAUUGUAGAUGAAAUAAAUAAAAAAGUGCGCCCAAGUUUUUGUUUGUUUAUUUAUUAGUACUAAGAGAACUUUAACGCUUUAUGUAGAAAACUAGCGUUAUUUUUUUGUCAUGUCGUUAUCGGUAUUCGUGUUUUGCAUUAAUUUUUGCUUUUUACUAAAAGGUCGACGGAGAAGCAGGUCACUAACUCCUUUAAUUCGUUGACCAUCGAAAAUAUCACCGUAAACUCGAUCUAGAACAGAUUUAUUCAUUAAGUAAAUUACUAAAAAUGACGGGAACUGAUUAGCAUAGAAACAGUAUUUACUUACCUUCGGGAAAAAGCUAUAAACCUGCAACUUAUAAAUAUAAUCGAUAGUUUCUCCUGCAACAACUGGACACACGGUGUUCAAGAUCCCCUCGCAACCAUCCUGUUGAUUAGGCGGUACAGGUACCACCGCUCCGAGCGCGAUUACUGUUAUAUUCGGCUUCAAACUUUCGAAAUAAAU
Molecule: messenger RNA, 15766 nt
Organism: Phyllotreta striolata
Lineage: Eukaryota; Metazoa; Arthropoda; Insecta; Coleoptera; Chrysomelidae
Source: the annotation of a GenBank genome assembly